Messenger RNA from Diplodia corticola, 3999 nucleotides. RefSeq lists its product as uncharacterized. Gene Ontology annotation, molecular function: ATPase inhibitor activity; protein-folding chaperone binding. Gene Ontology annotation, cellular component: cytoplasm. The transcript has a single exon. The record is from RefSeq and is a predicted model, not a curated record. The coding region runs from base 1 to 3999 and encodes 1332 amino acids. NCBI's taxonomy places the organism in Eukaryota, Fungi, Ascomycota, Dothideomycetes, Botryosphaeriales, Botryosphaeriaceae.
AUGCUCGGCCAGCUGCUCCAUUCCUUCAACCCCUCCCGCCGCGGCACCCCGCGCCAGUCCAGCAACCUCAUAGAGUCCGUCACCGAGGACUCCCACACCCGCAACCUCCUCUUCCCCGACGCCCACGCUCUCUACCAGUCCGACUCGCAGCAGUCUUUCCCGCACAUCUUCUCCACCGGCAGCCCCGCCGGCGGCCCUCCCAACGAUGGCACCCAGGCCGGCAUUGACCUCGACCAACACCGCGACUUCCGGAUCAUAAUCGCCCAGGAUGAGGCGGGUGCAACCCCGCGGACUGUCCUCUUCGACUCGAAGCCGGGCAGCGGGAGUGCCGAUUCGCCUUCGGGCGUCUCCGAGCGGAGGGCGAGCCGAAUGUUUGGGCCCAGUGGAGGCGUUGGUGGGCCCAUGUCGCCGGGUCAGGCGCCGGGUUCAUCCUCUGCCUUCACGCCUGGCCAUGGCAGGAGAUCCUCGCUCGCCGCCCAGGGCUCGGUGCCUCAGUCGCCCACCGUCAGUGCGUUCCAACGCGCCCGCACACGAGGAGCCUCGAUAUCCAACAUGCAAUCGUUUGAGGAGAGCGCGCAGAAUGCUAGGUUGCGAGAGUCGGACGAAAUAGUGAGGACUUGCUUGGAUUGUAUGUUUGGUUCGGCACCAAUGGCGUACCGCGGACCCAGCAAUAAGCUUCACAUCAUCCCAAUGGAACCGCGGGCGUCCGAGAGACACGUUACCAGUCCUCCGCUCCACGAGGGAUUCGGCUCGUUGGGAAGAUCACCCGGCCGGACGAAGAGCCGAUUGGCGACGUCAUACACCCCUUCGAACAUCCCACCGGAGCCCCUACCAUCCACGGCAGAAGCUUCACAGAAGGAAGUCCGCCGGCGGACCAUUCUCAUCACCCGCCUCUUCUCCGUUUCUCCGCCGGAUGAGGUUGAAAUGCCGGACCCUUCAACUUCAAAUUCUACAACCCCUACUCCCGGAAGUUCGACAUCAAAAAAUAGUAGCUAUCCCUUCCCCCAGGUUGCGACCAAUGGUUCUUCUCACUAUUCCGGGAGGAGAAGCACAAGGCCGUGCAGAACGCCCAUGUAUGCUAUUGGGAUCAUUCUGCACCUUCCGGUCUCAACGCCGCCCGCUCGUUCCACCUCCAACAGGGCAGGAUCGAAAUCUAACGGCGGCCAGGAUUCACUUGGUUCUUCCUUCGACUCGGAGCGCCGUUCGGGCUGGGCCUUUGUGGAUGCUACGUUCGGCGUAGAUUCGUUGCUCUCGCUAUCCGGCAACAGCGACGUUGAUGACCGGGUAGAUGUCAUUGGACAGCAUUGGGAUGUCAUCGUUCGCACGCUGACGAGCCUCCAAUUUCUCGUUCAGGAAAAGAUCAUGGAUCUGUUCAAGGCCGCUGAACAGUCAACUCCGCAGCCUCAGCUUCCGAGUCGGACUCAUGGAUCUACCAGAAGCUCGCACCGAGAACCAAUGAUGCCCCCUCGUCGUAUGCUGAAGUUGCAGCCGCUUGCACUGUUGUUUGAUCCCGACGUCAAAGCGGCUGUGGAAAACGCUGCUGAUCGAGUAGUCCGUGGGAUGAAAGUUCCUCGGGUCGUCACUGGCCAAGGUAGAUGGGGUGUUUGGCGCGAAGAAGCUCGAUGGCUCGGGCGUUGGGCCGGUGGAAGAGAGCAAAAUUUCUUCCUCUUCAACCUGCUCACUGCGUUCUUGGGUACACAUACGGAGUGGUUGAACAUCUUGGGACCGAAAUCAUACCGAACAAAGUACCGGGAGCAGCAGCGUAACAUCGCCGGCGAAGAUAUCACUAUUGCAAGUCGGACGAUUAUCAUUUCACCAGACAAGAUGGCUGCGAGACGUUUGAUCUUUCUGCUGUCGAACUUCCUUCCGGCUUCCAACCACGGUCUCUUGGAUGGCGCAUCGCCAAUGCGCCCCAGCACUUCGACCUCACUGCGAGGGUAUUCUCAGUCACCCCCGAAUGCGGCGGGAUUGGCGAGACAACAAUCCCUUAGGCGCACAAUCAACAGAAAGGGGCACAAGAGCUAUCCAAACAUGAGCGCCUUGAAUACCACAAAGGGGAGCAAUCCUGACCUACCUGAGGACACGGCAGAAGAAAAGGAAGAGAGACGCCCUCCAUCUCGAUCGGCACCUCACUCACGGCGACCAUCUCAAGUCCAUUCUGUCAGAUCGAUAAACCACACCGGCUUGGCGAUUCCAUCCAUGGUUGAGGAUCCUGCGGUGCGCAAGGGAAGCACGACCACUACUUCCACUGUCACCCCCGACACGGCGGUUCCUGUCGCGCAUUUCGCUGUUCAUCGGCACAACUCAGGUUCGCAAUCCUCCAACGAAACACGCCCACCGAGCAGUGGCAGUCUCGCCUCGGUCAAUCUAAGGCAUACUCUACACCGUACCGGAAGCACCACCGGCGGUCCCAGCAAUGAUUCCUCGUCAUCCAGCAAAUGGGGGAGCUUCAUGAAUUUCUGGGGCAGCGGCGGGCGCCGUGAAAACUCGUCUGAUCACAGUGACAUACUGCAGUCCACCGACGACGGUGUUAGCAUUGAGAGAUUCGGCUACAGACGGACACACAACCAUUCCGCAAGCAAGCUUGAGAACAUGGUCCAAGAGCUCCAGGUCGAUGAUUUCGAUCAAGCAGACUCGGAAGACUAUGAGGCAGCUACCAACGCGGAGCAGAGCCCCAUGUCUUCCGGUGCACCACACAGCGCGGCCCGUGCCAUCCCUGCCCGCUCCAAGCAUCUCGACUCCCCACUGAAACUUUCUGUCAACGAGAACGAUGGCGUCAUCGACGUGGACAUUGCUCUUCCUGGCUUCGGGUCACCGGUUCAGUCUCCUCUGCUUCCCGCGCUUGGUAAUUCCGUGGGGAGCCUUGAAGGUUCGACGUUCGGACCAUCCUUUUGCUCGUCAGCUAUAUCUCUGGACAGCCAACCUCCGGUCAACGUCGCCGGCUGGCUUGCGCGCUAUCACCAGGACUUCGCUCUCCAAGGUGUCCAACCGUACGUGGAUUUGGAGAAGGAUGUACGGAAGUCAAUGAGUGCUGAGCCGACCCCUGUUGCUGCUGUCACUACUCCCACUCUGGAGGGCGGCCCGCAGGAAAAGUGGGUGCACGUCUGCACCGCACUGAUUGCCGAUGCGAGGACUUUUACGAUCAAGAGGCUGCACCUUGAGCGCAAGGUUAGGUUGAUUCCUAUUCCGAGUCAACCAGCCAUCACUCCCGGAAUCACCGCACAGACGCCGGGGCCGCAAAGUCUGCCGAAGAGUCAAUAUGGCAAUCCGUAUACCAAUGGCUCAAGCUUGAUGCCAGCGGUCCCCAUGACGGAGCUGCAUUUGGAGGAGAAAUUCAUCGAAGAGACGGUCAUGGACCUUGACGAGACAUUGGCCGAUGCUUUGGAGAAGGGUAUCGCGUCUAGCGGUGUUAGCACACCUGCCCUCACGUCAAGCACGUCUUCGAUCGCGCCGGCAACUGCUACCCCAACUCAACGCACUUCUCAACUUCUGGAUAAGAACCACACGCCGCAGACAAGGACCCGUCUUCAGGAACAAGAACAAGAUGAGGACGUCAGCCCGAAGAAGCAGCCACCCGCCUCUUCUUCUGUCGCCACCUCUACUACCGUCUCCACCACGGCGUCGGCAUCGUCUUCACGCUCGUCUUCCCGCCGAGGCCGCAACAACGGUGUCCGCAUCAACACGCAACAGGAGGUUAGCGAUGCUGCGAGCACGAUCACAACGCUCGACAACAUGCCGCGCGGCAACCAGGAAUGCAAGUCACUCGUUCUCGGGGCGCUGGAUUCAAUAGUACGCAGCGUGGCGGCGGAGCGUAGUGGCAACUUCAUGCCUUCGCGGGCUGGAAAAGACGUCACGUCUUCGACAAACCGGCCCACGGCAGCCGCGAAGCAGACCAAGCGACGCGGCACCAGGAGCUCGGUUGCAGAGAGUCUGCACAAGGAGAGCACCCUCAGAGAGGGCAUCAGAGGAUGGUUGGCGCAGGUCGAAGAUGGAAAUUGA